CGCUCCCUUCCUCUCUGAAAUCAAUAGAAAUAAAUAAUGCCCCACUUGUUCCCCUGCGCCUAGCGGAACCUUUGGGAAGCCGGAACCAAUGUGCUGUGCGGCUCCGGCAGCCGGGGGACUGCUUUGGUAUGGGACCACCAGCUCUCCCCGGUGGCUCAGUCCAGACAGUUCCGGGGACGCGGGAGUGUGGCCUUCUUCCGCCGACAUGCACCGACAGAACUUCCGACCCCCGACUCCUCCUUACCCCGGCCCGGGGGUAGGAGGUUGGAGCAGCGGGAGCAGCUACCGGGGUACCCCGGGCGGAGGCGGGCCGCGGCCUCCCUCCCCUCGGGACGGGUACGGGAGCCCGCAUCACACGCCGUCGUUCGGGCCCCGGUGUAGGCCCUACGGGAGCAGCCACUCUCCGCGACACGGCGGCAGCUUCCCCGGGGGCCGGUUCGGGUCUCUGUCCCCUGGCGGCUACCCUGGCUCCUACUCCAGGUCCCCCUCGGGGUCCCAGCAGCAAUUUGGCUACUCCCCAGGGCAGCAGGCCCACCCCCAGGGUUCUCCAAGGACAUCUACACCCUUUGGAUCAGGGCGUGGUAGAGAAAAAAGAAUGUCUAAUGAGUUGGAAAGUUAUUUCAAACCUUCAAUGCUUGAAGACCCUUGGGCUGGCCUAGAACCAGUGUCUGUAGUAACCCCCGACUCCUCCUUACCCCGGCCAGGGGGUAGGAGGUUGGAGCAGCUACCGGGGUACCCCGGGCGGAGGUGGGCCACGGCCUCCCUCCCCUUGGGACGGUGUGGCGGCGGCAAAGACGGAAGUCCAUGCCGUCAUGCACAAUUUCAAUGCAACGAACAUUCAGUAAGCGGCCACAAUCUGGCAGCAAAUCCACUGAGUGGCGGAAGGAAAACAGCUGAGUGCAGCGGCAUCUUUGCCCUUGCAGAAAUUACGAAUGAAAACAGGACAACUGAAUCUACACUAUUGAUGAAGCAAGGAUUCAUUGAAGUCAGAAAUUUUGAAUGUGAUUUGGAUGGUGAUCUUUUGGUAGAAGAACACUCACAUAGUGUGCAUAAUAUCUUCAGACAGUAA
Messenger RNA from Myotis davidii, 1069 nucleotides. RefSeq names its product M-phase specific PLK1 interacting protein (gene MPLKIP). The record is from RefSeq and is a predicted model, not a curated record. Gene Ontology annotation, cellular component: centrosome; nucleus; midbody. Bases 89 to 1069 code for a protein of 326 amino acids. NCBI's taxonomy places the organism in Eukaryota, Metazoa, Chordata, Mammalia, Chiroptera, Vespertilionidae. The transcript is spliced from 4 exons.